This is a messenger RNA of Paramuricea clavata, 950 nucleotides long. Lineage: Eukaryota; Metazoa; Cnidaria; Anthozoa; Malacalcyonacea; Plexauridae. The record is from the annotation of a GenBank genome assembly.
AUGGAAAAGUACCCUCGGGCAUCAAAACUUCUGGUAUCAGAAUUUAAACUCAGUAGAGAAGCAGGCAGCAAAGUUUCUGAACUUUGGCUUACGAAAACAAUGAAAUCUAAAAUCCAAAUGUGCUACGGCGAGGCAGCAGAAACGUUUAAAGGCAGUCACAACUGGUUUUGGCGAUUCAAGAAAAGACAUGGCAUUGUGCUCAGACGUCGCACAAACAAAAAGAAAGAUUAUGCAGAUGAUGGUAGGAUUACUAUACAGAGGUUUCACAGGAAUUUAAGGAAAUCGUUAAAAACACAUAGGAGAAGAAACAGGUCUUCUAUUGAUCCAAAAUAUGGACGAUGGCUACCCAACAUUGUAACAUUGAUCAGGUGCCCCUUCCAUUUGUAACUGGGCAAGAAACAACUAAUGACACAUUAGGUAGCAAGCAGGUAUGGGUGUCACAGCCAUCAUAUGGCUUAGAUAAAAGCAAGCUACCCCACAACUUUGUAUACGUGCCAAAUUAAAGGUGAACAAAAUGUCAAGCCAGCUGUCGUAUUCAGGAGAAAGUGGAAUUUAAAUUAAGUAUCUUUGAGAAAAUAUAGUAUGACAAGGGAGUUGAUGUGUUUUACCAGCUAUCUGCCUGGAUUGAUACAGAGGUAAAUAUGCAGUGGGCUAAACAAACACUUGUUCCUGGGAUUGGAUAUGACAAAGAUGGCAAGCUUGUAUUUGUUGAUAAUGUUGGUUUUCAGCAAAGAAAGACAUUUCAUGACCAAGCAUGCAGAAAUGAAAUCAAUGCAUCAGUGUACAUGCUUCCUGAAAAUCAAACGGAUAAGAUCCAGCCAGUCGAUGUAGAAUGUGGAAAAAUGAUGAAAGUAAAAAUAGAAGCAGAAAUGGAAAGAUGGUUGCAGGAGGGACAAAAUCUGAAAAAUGACAUGACAAACUCUCAGACAGAGACAGAAGGAUCCUUAUGA